This is a messenger RNA of Myxocyprinus asiaticus (Chinese sucker), 4142 nucleotides long. RefSeq names its product HECT and RLD domain containing E3 ubiquitin protein ligase 56.1 (gene herc56.1). Lineage: Eukaryota; Metazoa; Chordata; Actinopteri; Cypriniformes; Catostomidae. The transcript is spliced from 24 exons. Bases 1 to 3024 code for a protein of 1007 amino acids. Gene Ontology annotation, molecular function: ubiquitin protein ligase activity. Gene Ontology annotation, biological process: protein ubiquitination; ubiquitin-dependent protein catabolic process. The record is from RefSeq and is a predicted model, not a curated record.
AUGUUGUGUUAUUGGGGCGCGCAGGUCAGAGAGGGUCUCGGUUUGUUACAGCCCGACAAUGUCAAACAUGCGGAUUGUGGUGGAAUACGCUUCAUGUGUCCAAAAUCUGAAAUACAGGACAUGUCAGCAGGAAAGAGCUUUAUUGGAUUCAUCCGGGAUGGGAAGGUCUCUGUCCUGAGAUUGCGCGCUGAAGACAGUGGUCAUGAUGGCAGACUAAAACAACUACAGCUAAAGAAAGAAAAAUUCAGAUCAAUUGUCUGUGGGGGAGCUGGUGCAGUCCUGCUUGCUUAUGGAGGAAAAGUUCUUAUUAUGGACAACUCUUCUAUGUGCACUCCUCUCAAAGGCCUUGACAACAGGCAGGUGAUUCAGAUCGCAUGUGGAGACCAGCAUUCAAUGGCACUAACUGAUGAUGGUCAGUUGUUUGUAUGGGGUGAGAACUCUCACGGUCAGCUGGGUUUGAAGGAAGGACGAUCUGGCUCUCUGACUGCUCAACACAUUCAGAGUCUGAGUGGGAUUCCGCUGGUUCAGAUCAGCGCUGGAGGAGACCACAGUUUCGCCUUGUCUCUCUCUGGAGUUGUGUUUGGCUGGGGGAAGAACAACGCUGGACAGCUGGGCCUAGGAGACACCACAGACAGGUACGUCCCAACAGUUGUAAACAGCCUGAACCAGAGGAAAACUGUGUUCAUCUCUUGUGGAGGGGAACAUACUGCUACUUUAUCAAAGGGUGGGACUGUGUUCACAUUUGGAUCGGGAUGUUUUGGGCAACUUGGGCACAACUCAUUUACAGAUGAACAUCAUCCGAGGGUGGUCGCUGAACUUUGGGGAUCUAAAGUGUCCUGGAUCACAUGUGGGAGAAAUCACACUCUUGUAUUAGUGGAAUCGUCAAAGCUGAUCUAUUCAUUUGGAUGUGGGACACAAGGGCAGCUGGGAAAUGGACAAAUGAUCAAUCAGUCGGUGCCAUUACCUGUGAAUCUGCCAACAAAAUCUAAUCACAAAUGUGCAAUUGAAAAACCCAUUGCUGGGGAGAAACAUUCUUUUGCAUUGUGCUUCAAGAAACUUGGGAAUGAAUCAGCAAAGCCAAAACCCAAUCUGGGCAGAGGGGUUUGGACAUUAAAUGAAAGAAGGAUUAAACGAUGGCUGACCGAAAGUGAUUCAAAGUCAUGGAGAACAAUCAAGAAGGAAAUUAACAAAGUGUUCUCAUCCGCUGCCUGUCUGAAUGGAAGUUUUCUCAAAACAAGUUGUGACAAACAUUACCAGACAUCUGUGGAGUUCUGCGGUUUGGAUUUCAACCUGGUCAGAAAAUCUUUUGCAGAGAUACCAGUGAACGAAAGGGUGAUAUCAGAGGUAUUGAAGGUGGUUCAGUGUACACUGCUGCCUUCUCUGAACACAAGCCCAGCUGGUGUUGAAGAUCUGAGGCUUUACCUUCUCCUCCCUGAACUCAUCAGAGUUCUCCAGAAACCACAAAGAACUGAACUCACUGAAGCACUGGCCUCCAAAAUCCUUCAGCUGAAUCCUGCUGCACUGAAGGUGUUAGAAAUGUACUGGUCCAGACUCCCUGAUGAUUGUCUCCAAGGCAUGGUGAAGUUAUUUCGUAAGGCAUCUGCGAAGUUGAUUGGCAGGAUUGCUGUUGACAACAUUAACUAUGACAUGCCGACACGCGUGCAGAAAUGUGUGCAGGUCCUUCAGAUGCUCUAUAAGGUCUGCUGCAGUACCCACAAUGACAUCACAAAGACUGAUUUCAUCAUUCAUGAGAUCAAUGAUCUUCUUGACACAUUGCAUGCCACCACUGAAGAUGUGGACAAUAUGAAUCAGCAGCUUGUAGGAAUGGCAUAUCAUGGUGCCUUUUUUGGAAACAUCAUUAGGAGAAAUCAAAUGAUGGCAUUGGAACAGUACUAUUUUACAACUUUAAACAGUCUGUUGUCACUUCCAUGCAUCUUUAACCUAGAAGCCAAAUGCAACUUAUUGAAAAACAGAAUAUGGCAGGGGUCAUACGAACUGAUUUUGAGACGCACAGCACUAGUGGACAAUUGUUUCUCUGUGUUGAGAAAUGGCAACGAGCAACAUCUCAAAACAAGAUGGCUGAGGGUGGUUUACACAGAGGAUAUGUAUCGAUCAGAUGUCAACAAGAGAGACUUUUUUGACAAAGUAUUUAAAGAGUUGCAUGCACCAGCUUCUCAGAUGUUCAUGUAUGAUGACAAUGAAACUAUGAUCUGGUUCCCAUCAAGGCCAAGUAUUGAGAAGGAGAGGUACUUUCUGUUUGGGAUCCUGUGUGGAUUGGCCUUCAACAACAGCUGUGUUGUUGACCUGCCUUUUCCUUUAGCCUUGUUCAAAAAACUUCUCAACGUCAAGCCAUCUCUCAAAGACUUGAGAGAGUUUGACCCGGUUCUUGGCAAGAGUUUACAGUACAUUCUGGACUACAGCGAUGAUGUUGAAGAAAUGGACAUGAAUUUCAGGAUCAAAUGGGAUGGAACUGAAGUGGAAUUGGAUCCUGCUGAGCCAGGAAAAAUUGUCUCAAAUUACAACAGGACAGACUUUGUGGACAAGUAUGUGGAUUAUGUCCUGAAUAAGUCCGUGGAGGAAGUGUUUGAAGAAUUCAGGAGAGGUUUCUUCAAAGGGUGUGAGAGUCACUUGGUGGAGAUGUUUGAACCAGAGGAGCUGAGAGGAGUGAUGGUGGGCAAUGAAGAAUAUGACUGGGACACACUCAAGCAGAAAACCAGAUAUGAAGGAUUAUUUGAUGAUGAACAUCCAACCAUCAUCUCAUUCUGGGAGGUGUUUGAUGAACUAACAUCAAGGGAAAAGAAGGCCUUUCUAUUGUUCUUGACGGGGUUUGAGCGAGUGCCCAUUCUUGGUAUGAGUCAGGUGAAGAUGAGAGUCAGAAACUUGUACAACUCUACUCAGGACCAUCUACCACAGGCUCUGACCUGCCACUCCCUGCUGGAGCUUCCUGUUUAUCAGAGCAGGACAACACUCAAGGAGAAACUAAUCGAGGCCCUCAACCACAGGAGAGGGUUCUGGGAGGAUUGAGAUUGAUACUUGACACAUUAUUAUCUUACAUGUGGUGCUCUGUACAAAUGCAGAUAGCUCUCAGGAAAUUAUUUAACCAAACGGUGGUGUUAGUGAUUUCAGCAGGUUUUGCUAAAUCCUGCCAUUUUGCUAACUGCUACUACAUGCCCUUCCUGCAAAAUCUGCUCUCUAAAGACAUGUCAGAAAAACCAAACACUAUAAACACUGUCAAGCCAACAUAAUAACUUACAUCAGCUUUGAAAAUCUGGCUUCAUGGGAGCCUGGGUAGCUCAGUGGUAAAAUACGCUGGCUACCAUUAGCUCGCUAGUUUGAAUCCCAGGGCGUACUGAGUGACUCCAGCCAGGUCUCCUAAGCAACAAAAUUGGCCUGGUUGCUAAGGAGGGUAGAGUCACAUGGGGUAACCUCCUCAUGGUCGCUAUAAUGUGGUUCGUUCUCGGUGGGGCGCGUGGUGAGUUGAGUGUGGUUGCCACGGUGGAUGGCUCAACAAGCCACGUGGUAAGAUGCGUGGGUUGAUGGUCCCAGACGCGGAGGCAACUGCGAUUCAUCCUCCGCCACCUGGACUGAGGCGAAUCACUAUGCGACCACGAGCACAUUGGGCAUUCCAAAAUGGUAGAAAAAGGGGAAAAAUCCCCUCCCAAAAAAAUAGAAAAUCUGGCUUCACUCUUUAGCUGUUGUUCUCAUUACAAUAAUAGGCAUUUUUGUUGUGUAUAAUCAAAGGUCACAGGUCUAAGAACUUGAGCCUUGAUCUUUUUUUGUCAGUAACUCCAUAGUUUAUGUCCUUUCUUAAUAUUUAGGGGAGACUAGGGAUGAUUGAAAGAAACACUGGGUUUGCUUUACUAGUUUUAGUUCCACCAAUUGGGAACAAGCUACAGCCAUGUUGUCUUUUAUUUUAUUUAUUUAUUUAUUUAUAUCCACUUAUUCCAGAUGGCAUGUGUGCAGUCCUAAGGCUGUGAAAUCAACAAUGUUGUUUUUAUGGAAAUAAUUGAUGUUAAAUAAAUUUGAGCAAAGUUUUCAUGAGUUGUAUUAUUCAGUAGAUGAGCUCUGGUGUUUGUCACAUUGCUAUUUCAGUUCUUUCUCACCAGGCAGGAGAGGUUUCUUUUCCGAAUACUGUAGUACUU